UUUUUUUUUUUCUUUUUCUUUUUAUAUAUCAAUAUAAUUUAAUAUGACAGAAUAUCAAUUAUCAUAUGAAAAAUUUCCUCUUGAAAUAUUUGAUAAAAUAUCUUUUUAUUUAACAAAUAAACAGAGAGGCGUAUGCAAAUCAGUAUGUCGUUCCUGGAGAAAAUUAUUUACACCUUCUCAGUAUCGGCAUAUAUAUAUAAAAGGCAAAAGACAAUUUAGUUACUUUUAUGAUUCUCUUCAAUAUGGUAUGGCUGGACAUUAUGUUCGACGUCUGUCUGUGGAUGAUGUUUAUAUGACUACUAAAGAACUUGAAUUAUUACCUGAAUUAUGUCCAAACUUGGUUGCAUUAUCUUUUAACGGUAAAUUAAUACAUGAUGCAGACUAUUAUAACAACGCUAUCACGAGCCAGAAAGAAAUUCCUUUUUUUCAAUGGAAAAAUCUCCGACGUCUUACAGAACUCUUAGAUUUAACUGUUACAAAUCACCUGCUUCAAGCGCCCUCAUCUUCUCUUUCAUCAUUAACACACCUUUCUGUUCGAUUUAAUGGAGAUCAUGAAAUGAUAAAGGACGAUUUUCUUGCUAGUUUAUAUAAAGCAAAGGAUCUUAUUCAUUUAUCUCUUGACUCAGUAACACUUUCUUUAAAUGAAAUUGAAACUAUUCAUACUUCUUGUCCUCAUCUUCAGAAACUUCGACUUAUCAAUACAGUCCUUAGACCGAUUGACACUACUUUUGAAGAAAAAAGAACUGUCGGGUCUAGAUAUUCAUUCACUCCUGCCAAAAGAAUGAAGACCUUUGAAUUUGAAAAUAGCAGAGAUCUCUAUGAAAACUAUGAAUGGUUAUAUUAUUUUGCAGUUAAAUAUGCAUCAAUAGAAAACUUGGAGCUUUGGUGUGAAUACUCAGUUGAUCAUCCUUCUCGUUAUUCACAGAAUUUGCAUGAAAGAGAGGAAAGGUAUAAUGCUUUAGCAAAAUUAGUCAUGUCUUGUCAUUCGUUGAAAUCAUUGAAGCUUUUAAAUAUUGAAAUGAAUUAUUGGUUAUUUGAGGCAAUGGAUUAUGCUGGUAUUCAGUUGGAAAGUAUUGCGCUGGGUGAUAUGACAGAUAAUACGAUUGAUCUUUUACAAUACCUAGGUCAAUCACGACAAAAUGUUUCAAAUUUGACGCUUUGGGGAUGGCCCUCAUUAUGUAUUCAAGAAACAAUGGAAGAAGCAAUUGCUAUCAUUGGUCAAUGUAGUCAUCGUCUUCACUCUCUCACUUUCUCUAUGCGCUUUUCAGGCAUUAAAAAUGCACCCAUUCCACUUGAUAUCUUGUUGAAUCGUUGUGCUCACUUGAAAUAUCUAAAGCUUGAUAACAUUCAAGCAACUCUUGUAUUACCUUUUGAAUUAGUGUCAGAGGCUGCUAUUGCCUAUCCUAAAUCAUUCCUGCGUCCAAAUCUAGAGCAUCUUGUAUUUGAAAAUGGGUCCUUUCGUAAUCAGAUAUUUAAUUAUCUUGACCUUCGCUGCCCAAGUCUAAAGAGGCUAGAAAUUGAUUCAUGCGCGCUUAUUGGUGACUGUAAUAAAAUGGAAGUUAAAAUUGAUAUGCCUCAUCAUCAAUUCGAAAUGAUCAGUAUCAAUCAUAUACGCCCACCUACUUUUUAUCAUCAUGCAAAACCAGCAAGUGAUAUUCGCUCAUUUGAUGUGUCUAUCUUCAAUAAGAAGAAGCAAAAUACGGAUGGCUAUUGGAGACAGAUCUAUGAAUUAUCUGAAUACGAAAAAUACACGACUUAUCUUUCAUUUGAUUAUGAACAAAAGCCCUUAGAGACAUGCAGACCUACACAAUAUAUUUGCUAUGAAAAUGCAAGCGAGCGAUCAGAAGGACCUUUCGUAUCUAUUAACUGUUAUAGUUUAGUGGAAUUGAAUAUUGGUGGAUUGUGGGUUAUUUAAAAAAGAAAAAUCGUUAUUUAUUGAUUAUUUAUUUAUGUAAUUAAAAAAAAAAAGGAAAAAAAAAAAGAAAUACCCUAUUAUUUUUAAUACUUAUUCAUUUAUGAAAUAAUUAAAUAAAGACUAGCAAACUUAUUCAUGAAUUAUCUAUU
Messenger RNA from Cokeromyces recurvatus, 2064 nucleotides. RefSeq lists its product as uncharacterized. The transcript has a single exon. The record is from RefSeq and is a predicted model, not a curated record. Gene Ontology annotation, molecular function: protein binding. Lineage: Eukaryota; Fungi; Mucoromycota; Mucoromycetes; Mucorales; Mucoraceae. Bases 44 to 1915 code for a protein of 623 amino acids.